AUAUAUUUUUUGUUAGAUGUUUUAGGGUUUCGUCUGUGGUGAACCGUUCGUAGCUUCCGCAAUUACUCCCCGCCUCCCCCCCCACGAAACUAUCCCAUCCUCCGACGACAAUGGUUGCCACCAAGAAGACCAAGAAGACCCAUGAGAGCAUUAACAACAGAUUGGCUCUCGUUAUGAAGAGUGGGAAAUACACUUUGGGUUACAAAACUGUUCUCAAAUCUCUCAGAAGCUCCAAAGGUAAGUUGAUUAUCAUUGCCAACAACUGCCCUCCUCUCAGGAAGUCAGAGAUUGAGUAUUAUGCCAUGUUGUGCAAGGUUGGAGUUCAUCACUACAAUGGAAACAAUGUAGACUUGGGCACCGCCUGCGGCAAAUACUUCAGAGUGUGCUGCCUGAGUAUUAUUGACCCUGGUGACUCUGACAUUAUUAAGAGCAUGCCCGGUGAUCACUAAGCUAUGGAGGAUAACAUAUUUUCCUAGGUUUUGUUAAACAUUGAUGAUGUUGAAGAAAUUUAUUCUGGAAUUCAGAACUUUCUUUGUAGCCCCUUCAGAUGUUUGAUGUGGGCCGGUGAUGUUAUUGGCCUUUGUACUAUGGAUUUUUCUGAGUGGAUUUCUUUUAAGCUCUAUCUUUUACUAUAUUUUCUUGCAGUUCUAUUUCUC
Molecule: messenger RNA, 656 nt
Organism: Durio zibethinus
Lineage: Eukaryota; Viridiplantae; Streptophyta; Magnoliopsida; Malvales; Malvaceae
Product: large ribosomal subunit protein eL30-like
Cellular component (GO): cytosolic large ribosomal subunit
Molecular function (GO): structural constituent of ribosome; RNA binding
Source: RefSeq, a predicted model, not a curated record